Bursaphelenchus okinawaensis is the source of this 706-nucleotide messenger RNA. The record is from the annotation of a GenBank genome assembly. NCBI's taxonomy places the organism in Eukaryota, Metazoa, Nematoda, Chromadorea, Rhabditida, Aphelenchoididae.
AUGAACGCUUGGUGUUUGUUGGCCGCCGUUGUUGCUUAUGUUGUCGCUGACAACAUCACUCCCGAGUUGAACACCCCGAUCAGCGGUGGUGAGUUCACCUUCUACGGCUACGGUACCGACAGUGAGGGAGCUUGUGGUUUGGAUGUGACCAACUGUUCGGCCGCCGCUUCUGGUACUUUGUUCACUUCUGGAGCCGCCUGGGUACCAUCUAACUUUUCUGACGGCCGCUACAUCUUGGACGACCCAAUCUGCCAAGGUAUCUGCGUUCAAAUCGAGUACCAAGGAAAGACGUGAGUGUUGUUGCGGUUUAGACGAGAAUAUUUGAAGAAAAAUAUAAUUUAUAUUGUAGUAGACAUAUGUUUCUAUAUUGAAAUAGACGUCAAAAGCUUUUUUUACAACUUAAACAUAAUAAAACCACCUAUAUUACAGUGGAGUCUUCCCAAUCAACAACGAAUGCCCAGAAUGUGCCGUCAACCACGUCGACCUCACCACCGACGCCUUCUUAUACUUGGAGCCUUUGGGAGGAACUGUAGGAAUCGCCACUGAUGCCACCAUCACCUACUUGUUCUGUAACCAAACCACCCCCACCGACUGCAGUGGUACCGCCGUGGUUGGCUCAACUGUCGCCGCUGCCAGCACCGCCAGCACCACCACUGCCGCUGCAGCUUCAGGCUCAGCCACCACUAAAGCUUCUGGAACAUGCUAA